Penicillium paradoxum is the source of this 1182-nucleotide messenger RNA. Its product is annotated as glycosyltransferase family 15 protein. Gene Ontology annotation, molecular function: alpha-1,2-mannosyltransferase activity. Gene Ontology annotation, biological process: protein N-linked glycosylation; cell wall mannoprotein biosynthetic process; protein O-linked glycosylation. Lineage: Eukaryota; Fungi; Ascomycota; Eurotiomycetes; Eurotiales; Aspergillaceae. Gene Ontology annotation, cellular component: membrane; Golgi apparatus. The record is from RefSeq and is a predicted model, not a curated record. The transcript has 4 exons. Bases 1 to 1182 code for a protein of 393 amino acids.
AUGGCUAUCGCGCGACCGAUUCGCAUGCUGGGCGCAGCAUGCAUACUGCUCUGUCUAUUCCUUGUCUUCCAAUUACAUCAGGAUUCCUCUGAAGGCGGGUCUAAGCUGGUCCAUGGCAUGAAAAAGGAUCCUCUUGUAGAUCCGACUGGAGAACCUUCAGGGAAUUUGUGGAGAGCCGACGAACACGAUUACUCCCCCGAUAGCGAACAAUCGGCCCGCACCAAUGCCGCGCUCAUCACUCUCGUUCGCAAUGAGGAACUGGGCCAGCUCCUCUCGACUAUGAACGAUCUAGAGCGAACAUGGAACGGCAAAUUCAACUAUCCCUAUAUUUUCUUCAACGAUGUGCCCUUCAGCGAGGAGUUCAAGCAGAAGACUCGGGCAGCGACCAAGGCUAAGGUCCAAUAUGAGCUUGUGCCCAAGGAGCACUGGGAUGUCCCAAGCUGGAUUAAUAUGGAUCUCUUCCACGAAUCCGCCAAGCUUCUAGCGGAGCAAGACAUCCAGUACAGCUCCCAGGUCUCCUACCACCAGAUGUGUCGCUGGAACAGCGGCAUGUUCUACAAGCACCCCGCCCUCGCUGGCUACCGCUACUACUGGCGCAUCGAGCCCAACGUCAAGUUCUUCUGCGAUGUCGACUAUGAUGUGUUCCGAUACAUGGAGGAUGGCAACAAGACCUACGGCUUCACCAUCAACCUUUACGAUGCACCUCAGAGUAUCCCGUCCCUCUGGCCCGAGACUCAGCGAUUCCUUGCCGCCAACCCCUCGUACCUCAGCGACAACAACAUGUGGGAGUGGAUUACCGACGAUGUGGCUCGUCCCGAGCACACCAAGGGUGGCAAUGGAUAUUCCACUUGUCACUUCUGGUCCAACUUCGAAAUCGGCGAUCUUGAUUUCUUCCGUGGCGAGAAAUACGAGGCGUACUUCCAGCACCUGGAUCGCGCCGGCGGUUUCUUCUAUGAGCGCUGGGGUGAUGCACCUGUCCACUCCCUUGGUAUUGGUCUUUUCGCCGAUGCCGCCAACGUUCACUGGUUCCGCGAUAUUGGAUACAACCACAUCCCUUAUCUCAACUGCCCCAACUCUCCCAAGUGCUCCGGCUGUAAGGCUGGUCAGUUCUAUGAAGGCGCAGACUGGCUCUCCAAGGAGGAUUGCCGACCUACCUACUUCAAGUAUGUUGGAACGCACUAA